Acanthisitta chloris (rifleman) is the source of this 2598-nucleotide messenger RNA. It is a transcript of the gene TAB3, whose product is annotated as TGF-beta activated kinase 1/MAP3K7 binding protein 3. Gene Ontology annotation, molecular function: ubiquitin binding. Gene Ontology annotation, cellular component: extracellular exosome. The coding region runs from base 1 to 2040 and encodes 679 amino acids. The record is from RefSeq and is a predicted model, not a curated record. The transcript is spliced from 6 exons. NCBI's taxonomy places the organism in Eukaryota, Metazoa, Chordata, Aves, Passeriformes, Acanthisittidae.
AUGGCGCAGGGCAGUCAGCAGCUCGACGUGCAGGUACUCCACGACCUCCGGCAGCGUUUCCCCGAGAUACCCGAGGGGGUGGUGUCGCAGUGCAUGCUUCAGAACAACAACAACCUCGAUGCCUGUUGCCGAGCCCUUGCGCAGGAGAGCAACAAAUACUUGUACAUGGAGUACCAUAGCCCUGAUGACACCAGAAUGAAUAGAAAUAGCCUUUUGCACAUCAAUCUGGGUAUUCAUCCUCACACCAGCUAUCCCGGGGGGGAUGGAGCUCAGCUGAACGGUGGUCGCACACUGGUUCACAGCUCAAGCGAUGGACACAUUGAUCCACAACGCGCGGCAGGGAAGCAGCUGAUAUGUUUGGUUCAAGAGCCACAUUCUGCUCCCGCUGUUGUGGCAGCUUCUCCUAGUUACAAUCCAUUUUUCAUGAAUGACCAGAAUAGAAAUGCAGCUACUCCCCCUCCACAGCCACCCCCACAGCCGUCGUCCAUACAGCCCGGAAUGAACACGUCUGCUAUGCAAGGCCCUCCCACGUACAUGCACAUACCUCGGUACAGUACAAACCCCAUUACUGUUACAGUCUCACAGAACCUCCCCUCCGGACAGAGUGUGCCCAGAGCUCUACAAAUUCUUCCUCAGAUUCCAAGCAAUCUUUACGGAACUCCUGGCUCUAUUUAUAUAAGACAAACAUCUCAAAGUUCUUCAGGACGACAGACUCCUCAGAACACACAGUGGCAUUCAUCGCCACAGGGCCCAGUUCCACAUUAUAGUCCCCGUCCUCUACCUGUGUAUCCACAUCAGCAGAACUACCAACCUUCUCAGUAUUCUCCUAAACAACCCCAGAUCCCUCAGUCGGCUUUCCGAUCACCGCCGGCAUCCCAGUGUCCCUCUCCCUUUGGCUCUCCCCAGCACCAAGUGCAGCCUCCUCAGCUGAGUCAUCAGAGUUCACAUGUUUUCAUGCCUCCUAGCCCUUCCACUGUCCCACCCCACCCAUAUCAGCAAGCAUCCCAGACUUUUCAAAAACAAGGCGGUCACUCUGUGUCAUACCUUCCUCCUUUUGCUGGACCUAGUUUAUCCAAAGGUUCCAUGAACAAAAUAGAAAUCACAGUUGAGCCACCGCAAAGACCUGGGACUGCAAUGAACAGAAGUCCUUCACCAAUAAGUAAUCAACCAUCUCAACGAAACCAGCACCCGCUGUAUGCAGCCACUACUCCUCCUUCAAGCUCUCCAUCAAGAGGUAUGUCGGGUCAACCCAAACCUCCAUUUAGUGUUAAUCCAGUAUAUAUUACCUAUACUCAACCAACUGGACCUGCAGGUGCACCAACACAGUCUCCUCGGGUAAUGGUAUCUCAGCCAAACCCAACCAUUUUUAAAAUCACAGUAGGUCGAGCACCGACUGAGAAUCUUUUAAAUUUAGUGGACCAAGAAGAGCGUUCUGCAGCACCAGAACCUAUUCAGCCUAUUUCUGUAAUCCCAGGAUCUGGAGGAGAAAAAGGAAGCCAUAAAUAUCAGAGAAGUUCUAGUUCUGGAUCAGACGACUAUGCUUACACUCAAGCCUUGCUGUUACAUCAACGAGCAAGGAUGGAGAGAUUAGCAAAGGAACUGAAGCUUGAAAAAGAAGAGCUCGAACGCCUGAAAACGGAAGUCAAUGGUAUGGAGCAUGAUCUAAUGCAGAGGCGACUUCAUAGAGUUAGCUGUACAGCUGCAAUUCCAACACCUGAGGAAAUGACCAGAUUGAGAAGCCUCAACAGACAGCUCCAAAUAAAUGUUGACUGUACACUGAAAGAAGUUGAUCUCCUUCAAUCUAGAGGAAACUUUGAUCCGAAAGCCACAUGUAACUUCUAUGAUAACAUAGAGCCUGGUCCUGUUGUGCCACCAAAGCCAUAUAAAAAAGAGCAUCAAAACAGCUCCAAACAGACUCCACGGACUCAGCCAAGAGAUGAAGACUUUGAAGGGGCUCCAUGGAAUUGUGGUAGCUGCACCUUUCUAAAUCACCCAGCACUAAAUCGCUGUGAACAGUGUGAGAUGCCACGAUACACCUGAAAUUAGGAAGGGGCUGCAUUGGGUGAAAACAGGCUCUCAAGCCCACAGCUGUAGGAGAAGGAAACAUGGGGAACCUUUCAGUCCACCUGCCUGGCCUUUGCUAGUCAACAGUCUUCAGACUGCAAGGGGUGGGAGUAAUGUGUUAAGAUCUUUCUGCUUCUGCUACACUAAAAAAGAAAUAAAUUAAAGGUUAAAUUCUUUCUUAUCCCAUUGCAGUGAGCAAAGCAGAAAAUGAAACCUGAAAAUGUAAAAGGAUUAAUUUUGAGAAGAAUGUAUACAGGAAAGCAAAUAACUACUGGUGUUUAGUCCUGUGGUUAUAGUUACUGCUUAGUGGCUCUAAAAGAAAAAAAAAACCAACCCAAAACUACUGUUUUUUUAAAAGAAAAUUAUAGGACUCUUAGUAAUGGUGUGAAGUGUUACACUUAACCAGAAAAACUGAAGAGCCAGAGCUGAUGUAACCUGACCACAGCUAGCUGGAAAACAAAGGCUCCCUGUGCUUCUAGAUUGUAAGCUACUGAAAAAGAAGAGAGGUAAAUGCAGUGAUGAAUUUUGCAAUGU